AUGAAGCAAUCCACAUCUUCCUCACACGGGAUGCUCUCACAGAAAAACUUGUUUAGAGGGAGUCGAGGCUUGCACCCUCUGUCCCAGCGGGGAAGUCAGUGCUGGGUCACAUUUGAUAUUUUUACUCCCUCCUUCACUCACCUGCCUGUGUGCAUCUCUAAAACCGAGGAGCGUCCAACUCACAAACUAAAAAUAGAGCUGUUUUCAGAGUCUGCUCCAGUAAAUCUGGUUUGGGGCAGCGUCACACUACACGACAGAGCACAGACCUCCAUCGAGAGGCCCAGGGCAGCGUCACACUACACGACAGAGCGCAGACCUCCAUCGAGAGGCCCAGGGCAGCGUCACACACACGACAGAGCGCAGACCUCCAUUGAGAGGCCCAGGGCAGCGUCACACACACGACAGAACACAGACCACCAUCGAGAGGCCCAGGGCAGCGUCACACACACGACAGAGCGCCAGACCUCCAUCGAGAGGCCCAGGGCAGCGUCACACACACGACAGAGCACAGACCACCAUCGAGAGGCCCAGGGCAGCGUCACACACACGACAGAGCACAGACCUCCAUCGAGAGGCCCAGGGCAGCGUCACACUACACGACAGAGCGCAGACCACCAUCGAGAGGCCCAGGGCAGCGUCACACUACACGACAGAGCGCAGACCUCCAUCGAGAGGCCCAGGGCAGCGUCACACUACACGACAGAGCACAGACCACCAUCGAGAGGCCCAGGGCAGCGUCACACUACACGACAGAGCGCAGACCUCCAUCGAGAGGCCCAGGGCAGCGUCACACACACAACAGAGCGCAGACCUCCAUUGAGAGGCCCAGGGCAGCGUCACACUACUGUACACGACAGAGCGCAGACCUCCAUCGAGAGGCCCAGGGCAGCGUCACACACACGACAGAGCGCAGACCACCAUCGAGAGGCCCAGGGCAGCGUCACACUACACGACAGAGCGCAGACCACCAUCGAGAGGCCCAGGGCAGCGUCACACUACACGACAGAGCGCAGACCACCAUCGAGAGGCCCAGGGCAGCGUCACACUACACGACAGAGCGCAGACCUCCAUCGAGAGGCCCAGGGCAGCGUCACACUACACGACAGAGCACAGACCACCAUCGAGAGGCCCAGGGCAGCGUCACACUACACGACAGAGCGCAGACCUCCAUCGAGAGGCCCAGGGCAGCGUCACACACACAACAGAGCACAGACCUCCAUUGAGAGGCCCAGGGCAGCGUCACACUACACGACAGAGCACAGACCUCCAUCGAGAGGCCCAGGGCAGCGUCACACUACACGACAGAGCGCAGACCUCCAUCGAGAGGCCCAGGGCAGCGUCACACACACGACAGAGCGCAGACCUCCAUUGAGAGGCCCAGGGCAGCGUCACACUACACGACAGAGCACAGACCUCCAUCGAGAGGCCCAGGGCAGCGUCACACCACAGACAGAGCACAGACCACCAUCGGAUCACAUCCAAAAUUGA
Messenger RNA from Knipowitschia caucasica, 1488 nucleotides. The record is from the annotation of a GenBank genome assembly. NCBI's taxonomy places the organism in Eukaryota, Metazoa, Chordata, Actinopteri, Gobiiformes, Gobiidae.